UUCGAUAUGGCGAACCAGGUUAUCAAGUGCAAGGCUGCAGUAGCCUGGGAAGCUGGAAAGCCUCUCUCCAUAGAGGAGAUAGAGGUGGCACCCCCAAAAUCUCAUGAAGUUCGAAUUAAGAUUAUUGCCACUGCAGUUUGCCAUACUGAUGCCUAUACCCUGAGCGGGGCUGACCCAGAGGGGUGUUUUCCAGUAAUCCUGGGACAUGAAGGAGCUGGAAUUGUGGAGAGUGUUGGCGAAGGAGUUACUAAGGUGAAAGCAGGUGACACUGUCAUUCCACUUUAUAUCCCACAGUGUGGAGAAUGCAAAUUUUGUCUAAAUCCUAAAACAAACCUUUGCCAGAAGAUAAGAGUCACUCAAGGGAAAGGCUUAAUGCCAGAUGGUACUAGCAGAUUUACUUGCAAAGGAAAGACCAUUUUACAUUACAUGGGAACCAGCACUUUUUCUGAAUACACAGUUGUAGCUGAUAUCUCUGUUGCUAAAAUAGAUCCGUUGGCACCUCUGGAUAAAGUCUGCCUGCUGGGUUGUGGCAUUUCAACUGGUUAUGGUGCUGCCAUAAACACUGCCAAGGUGGAGCCUGGCUCUACUUGCGCCAUCUUUGGCCUGGGAGGAGUUGGAUUGGCAACUAUCAUGGGCUGUAAGGUGGCUGGUGCAUCCCGGAUCAUUGGUGUCGACAUCAAUAAAGAUAAAUUUGCAAGGGCCAAAGAGUUUGGAGCCUCAGAAUGUGUUAACCCGCAGGACUUCAGUAAGCCUAUCCAGGAGGUGCUCGUUGAGAUGACAGAUGGAGGUGUAGACUAUUCUUUUGAGUGCAUUGGUAAUGUGAAGGUCAUGAGAGCAGCGCUGGAAGCUUGCCACAAGGGUUGGGGUGUCAGCGUCGUGGUUGGAGUAGCUGCUUCUGGUGAAGAAAUCUCUACUCGUCCAUUCCAGCUGGUAACAGGUUGCACAUGGAAAGGCACUGCCUUUGGAGGAUGGAAGAGUGUAGAAAGUAUCCCAAAGCUGGUGUCUGAAUAUAUGUCUAAAAAGAUAAAAGUUGAUGAAUUUGUGACUCACAAUCUGUCCUUUGACCAAAUUAAUGAUGCCUUUGAACUGAUGCAUGCUGGAAAGAGUAUUCGAACUGUUGUUAAGGUUUAA
Orycteropus afer afer is the source of this 1131-nucleotide messenger RNA. Its product is annotated as alcohol dehydrogenase class-3. Gene Ontology annotation, biological process: formaldehyde catabolic process. NCBI's taxonomy places the organism in Eukaryota, Metazoa, Chordata, Mammalia, Tubulidentata, Orycteropodidae. The coding region runs from base 7 to 1131 and encodes 374 amino acids. Gene Ontology annotation, cellular component: cytosol. The record is from RefSeq and is a predicted model, not a curated record. Gene Ontology annotation, molecular function: zinc ion binding; S-(hydroxymethyl)glutathione dehydrogenase [NAD(P)+] activity. The transcript has 9 exons.